UUUUUGGAUGUUUAGUGUUUACUUAUAUUUUGUUUAUUGUAUGAUCACCAUAAAGCAAUUUCUCUGAUUAUUUCCACCAUCAUUCUAUCGUUUAUUGUCCAUCGGCUGAUUGACUUUCUUCUUGGAGCCAGUUGCUGUCUCUAACCGUCUAACGUUUGUUGCAGCAGUUUUCUCAGGAUGGCUGACGAAACUCCAAAGGCAGCGCCAUCCUGUCUGCAUCCCACCGUCUGGUAUUUCGAAAUUCCGGUGGAGCACUUCGACAAAUCGUACCAGGCACUGGUGACGACAUAUACAGCGAUCAUCAAGCCAGAAACGGUCAAUGCCCACAAAUAUUUCAGCAUUCCACCGACACCUUGGAAAGUGUCACUGGUGAUGAACCAGUCUCUCGCAACCUCCACUUUCAGCGUUACACCAACAUGCGAGAAGGGCGUAUUAUCCUGCCGGGAAAACCUGCUCGUUGAAUGUACCGUUAGUGGCACAAGUGGUCGCCAUGGAACUACAUACAACGUGGUCAUCGGCUCGACCGGAUGGCAUGGUGAGUCAGAAAUAUCAAUCGGCCCGUCAUCGAUUCCGGUAGACGCCGCUCACGAUCACGAUUACUACGAAAGCACCCACUAUGUUAUCCGUCCCGGAACCGUGAUUCAUGUGAAGCUGGAGUUUUACGCGAAAGAUUCGGAGAAACAAUCGUUCGAUGCUUGCCGAAAUCGGCUUCUGCACAAGUUGGGCGACCUCUUACGAAGUGGCCAGCUAGCGGAUUGCCAACUGGUUUCGCGUGAUGGGAAAUCUUUCGCCGUGCAUCGUGUUAUGCUGGCUGCUCAGUCGCCGGUGUUUGCCGCCAUGUUCGAAGAUCAGAUAAAGGAGAAAAUGUCGGGAGAAUGCAGCGUCAAGGAUGUGGACGGAGCUGUCUUGCAGGCUCUGAUCACGUCUGCCUAUGCGUGUGGCCCACUGGAACUUCCGGCCGAGAAUCUCCCCGAUCUGUUUGACGCAGCUGAUAAAUAUGGUAUGGAUGAUCUGCGGCUGCACUGCGAAAACGUCAUGAUCAGUGCAUUAAGUGUAGACAAUGCGUUGCGCUAUCUUACAUUUGCGAAGGAGAGAGGUUUGAAGGCUCUCAAGCAAAAGGCUGGAAAAUUUAUCGGUGAACAUAGCGACAAAAUUUAAUUGCUGGGAGUUGAUUCGCUUAUGUAUGGAUCGCGUAAUGUCUACCAGACAGUGGAUGCAUUAAAUUAUUUUAGAUUUUCCAUCGUUUCCUUUUUGUUAGCGCAGACACUUGUUGAGCGAAUAAGUCUAGCUUACAUUGUGUAGUUUUGUCGCUACAAAUUUGGAUCAAACCAGUUGGAUGCAGUCCCAAUCGAGCGUUUAUUUUCUUCAGAAAACACCCUGU
This is a messenger RNA of Paramacrobiotus metropolitanus, 1381 nucleotides long. RefSeq lists its product as uncharacterized. Gene Ontology annotation, cellular component: nucleus; cytoplasm. Bases 178 to 1158 code for a protein of 326 amino acids. Gene Ontology annotation, biological process: proteasome-mediated ubiquitin-dependent protein catabolic process; regulation of proteolysis. NCBI's taxonomy places the organism in Eukaryota, Metazoa, Tardigrada, Eutardigrada, Parachela, Macrobiotidae. Gene Ontology annotation, molecular function: ubiquitin protein ligase binding. The record is from RefSeq and is a predicted model, not a curated record. The transcript is spliced from 2 exons.